This is a messenger RNA of Triticum turgidum subsp. durum (durum wheat), 483 nucleotides long. NCBI's taxonomy places the organism in Eukaryota, Viridiplantae, Streptophyta, Magnoliopsida, Poales, Poaceae. The record is from the annotation of a GenBank genome assembly.
AUGUCCACCCCUCUCCCCUCCCGCCUCCCACCCAGCCCAUCUUCUGUCCCUGGUAGACAUUCCUUCCUGAUCUUGCCUCGCUCUUGUGCUACCUCCACAUCUCAUCUCCCCAUGGACGGCGGCGCCGCCACCGUCUGCUCCAUGUGCGGGGACAUCGGCUUCCCCGACAAGCUCUUCCGGUGCGCGCGCUGCCGCUACCGCUUCCAGCACUCCUAUUGCACGAACUACUACGGCGACGGGGCACCGGCCUCAGCCGGGGCCGACAUGUGCGACUGGUGCCUCGGCGACGUCUCCGGGAAGGCCAGGAGGAGCGCGUCUACAUCCGGGAAGCAGCAGGCCUCCGUCUGCCAGGAUUCGGCCACGACGGGCUACUCCGGCAGGAUCGACAAGGCGGCAACCGGCGGCGACCAGGAGAGCGGGCGGCGAGGGUCGACCAAGGUGGGAGGCCGCAGGUACAAGCUGCUCAAGGACGUCCUGUGUUAG